Molecule: messenger RNA, 373 nt
Organism: Mucor mucedo
Lineage: Eukaryota; Fungi; Mucoromycota; Mucoromycetes; Mucorales; Mucoraceae
Exons: 3
Coding region: 112-357 (81 amino acids)
Biological process (GO): protein N-linked glycosylation
Source: RefSeq, a predicted model, not a curated record
AAACAAUUCAUCCAAUAACACGACUCUAUUUCCUAUAUUUUCUUUACACGUCGAGAGUUAAUUUUUAUAUAUAUAUAUAUUUUUCUACAUCUUUUAUUACUCUUUUAACCGAUGAACAAGAUGACAGCACAUGAUGAUUGGAUGGCAGGAACACCUUUAGGAGCCCCUCUUCCUACUUCUUCUUACCCUUUGGUCACUUUUUUAACAAUUGCCUCAGGACUCUUUGCUGCUGGUCAAUUUGUCAUUUUGGACAGCAAGACACCUCUCCUUCAACAAAUCAAGGCAGCACUUUUAGCCUCUGUCCUUCUUGGAUUUGGAGCCAUCUUUGCCUCCAACGCUGCCGGUGUAUACGUUUAAAACAAGCAAAGAAAGA